AUCGUUAAACGACAAGAUUUUGCUAUGUCAACUGAAAAACCUCAAGAAUCUAUUGUAAAUAUUGAAGAUGAAGGUGGAAAAGUAGAUGAAGGUGGGAAAGUAAAAGAACUAAAUUUAGCUAUUAGUCAAAAUGGUGAUUUUGUGGUAGAAUUCGUAUUAUUGUCAAGUGAAUCGAAAUUAUGGGAUUUGCAAUUACGCAUGUAUAAUAUUGAGAAUGUUGAGGAUUCGAAGAAGAAUGACUGCUUGAAUCAGAAAAAAGACGACUUGGAUCUGAAAAAUGGGCUAUCGUACAGAAAAUUUUCUAAAAUUGCUGAAUCUAAAACUACAUUUACAAAAGAGCAAUCUGAUUUGAUUAAAUCUUCGACUGAAUCUAGAAACAAAUUGAGUUGGUCAGUUGCUGUGUCAGAUAGACUCAAGUUACGUAAAUCAACUGUUUCAGCUGUUAGAUUAUUAGCAAUAUCUUGCAUAAGCGAACAUGAUAUGUCAUAUAAUGCAUAUAUUAACCCUAGCGCUAUCUUUGAAUUUAAACCUGGGUUUACUAUCGUUUACUUGAUUAAUGAAGAUCAUUCAAUUGAAGUAGAUGAAGUAAAACCAUUAUUGAUAAAUAAAUACGGUGGAAUAGUUAAAUUGUUUUCGAAAAAUGAAGAUAACAAAAAGACCGAUAAGGAUAAUUUUCAAACUAUAGAUAAAUACUUUCUUGUUAUUUUAAAUGCCUCUGGGAUUUAUAAACAUCACUUUGUACACUUAAAUAAACCUACUGGCAAAAUUCAAAGUUUAAAGCUUCAUUUCGAACACUUGUAUAAACUAACUAGUAAAAUUCAAAGUUUUUAUUAUCCAAAGCGAACACGUAUAGCCUUAAUGCAUAACAAAAUUUCGGUUGAACGUGAUAUGAAAUAUAUUCUAAGAUGUUUAAAUAAACAUUAUUUUUUAGUAGAUACUACAAAUGAGGGAGCACAAUAUAUGGAGCUAUAUGAUUUAAAAACGAUCCAGUUAGUAAAUACCUUUAAGAGGCGAAAUUUAAACGGCUUAAAAAAUUACAUACUAGAUAUUACUGAUGAUUUUGCAAUAUCACACAAUAACAAAUUAUUAGCGUAUAAAUCUGGAAAUCAAGUCAAAUUAUACUUGACAGAAUGUGGACUUGAAAUUGCUUCUAUGAACCUUGAGGAUGGCAAAUCUGUCUAUGACUAUUUAAUGCAUUUCUUUAACAAUGAUGAGAGAUUAUUAAUAUAUCAGUCAAAAAAUGAAUUGACUAUUUGGGAUAUGUUCGAUUCAAUACAAAAGUCAUUUAAGCUCGAAAAUCAACUUGAGCUUGGGCUUGAGCCCGAUCUUAAAAUUGUAGGCACUUUUUUGAAUACAAAUCAUUAUCAAUUUGAACGAUCAAACACUUUUGUAAUCGUUACUAAAAACAAAGGAGAAGAAAAAGAAUUCUCCGAAGAUAAGCAAAUUUAUGAUGAUUUAAUUUUAGAUUAUACGUAUUCAGAACGAAAAAGCGACAAACAAGAUUUGAAGACACUAUCGCUCUUUGCAGAUACAGACAAUAAUAAGUUUUUUUUUAUUUUUGAUCUUGAUAAUCAAAAAUCAGAAUUAGAAGACUAUUAUUAUAUAAUUGAGCCUUGGUUGGAGCUUGGGAAAGGAGCUCUACGAUAUUCAGUUUAUCUCGACAAAGAAAAGGAAAUUAUACUUUUGAUCGGAAGUGAUACAAUUCAGAUUUGGCAUGAUCGAGCUAUAGAUAAAAAUGAUCAAACUAAAAUAAGAAAAACUUGA
Molecule: messenger RNA, 1764 nt
Organism: Dentiscutata erythropus
Lineage: Eukaryota; Fungi; Glomeromycota; Glomeromycetes; Diversisporales; Gigasporaceae
Source: the annotation of a GenBank genome assembly